Molecule: messenger RNA, 5433 nt
Organism: Medicago truncatula (barrel medic)
Lineage: Eukaryota; Viridiplantae; Streptophyta; Magnoliopsida; Fabales; Fabaceae
Product: sister chromatid cohesion 1 protein 4
Exons: 15
Coding region: 489-4952 (1487 amino acids)
Biological process (GO): replication-born double-strand break repair via sister chromatid exchange; sister chromatid cohesion
Cellular component (GO): cohesin complex
Molecular function (GO): chromatin binding; protein binding
Source: RefSeq, a predicted model, not a curated record
UAUUUCAAAUAAAUAAAAAUUAAAACCGAACCAAAUCUCGAUCGCGCUCUUCACACAAUCAUUCUUCAUUUCUUUCAAAUUUCAACUCAAUUUUCAAUUUCACCGAUUUUCCCUCAAAAAAUUUCCUAUUUUCUCGUUUUCCCCCAACAAAUUCUUCCCCAAUUCUCACCCUAGCUGCAAAUUAGGGUUUCUCAACUUUCAGCUUCAAAUUUACACUCUUCACAUUUUCGCUUCGUUUUUCUUCGAUCUUCAGCUUCACCUGUUACUAAAAGCUUAAUUCUCGCGAGUUUAUUAUUUUUCUGUUAGGUUUUGAGCUAUUUGGUGUUUGGUUUGGUUGAUUUUGGAGAAAGUGAAAUUAGGGUUUGUAAAGAGGGGUUUUACGAAGUGGCUAUGAUUUUUGUAUUUUUAGGUGUGUUUGUAGAUGGGGAUUGAGAUUUAAGCUGUGUUUGGUGUUGAUUUUGGGAAAAAGUGAUUCUUUUUAGGUGAAUAUGUUUUACUCUCAGUUUAUUUUGGCGAAGAAAGGUCCACUUGGGACUAUAUGGAUAGCUGCACAUUUAGAGAGGAAGCUCCGAAAGAAUCAGGUGGCGGAUACGGAUAUUGGCGUCUCUGUAGAUUCCAUUCUUUUUCCUGAAGUACCAAUUGCACUCCGUUUAUCCAGUCAUCUUCUGCUUGGUGUGGUAAGAAUAUAUUCUAGAAAGGUGAAUUACCUUUUCGAUGAUUGCAGUGAAGCCUUGCUUAAGGUAAAGCAAGCUUUCCGCUCCGCCGCAGUUGAUUUGCCACCAGAAGAGUCCACUGCACCUUACAAUUCCAUCACCUUACCCGAGACUUUCGAUCUUGAUGAUUUUGAACUGCCAGAUAGUGACAUUUUUCAAGGUAACUAUGUUGAUCGCCAUGUCAGUAGUAAGGAGCAGAUUACACUGCAAGAUACUUUGGAGGGCAUGGUUUACAAAACAUCACAGUUUGGAUUGGAUGAGCGCUUUGGAGAUGGCGAUGCUUCUCAAAUUGGUUUAGACCUUGAUGAGGUUAUGUUAAUAGACAAAGAUGUCACUUUGGAGCACAAUGACUUCAGUGCUAAUCCUCAACUGUCUCAUCAAGAAGACGAAAAGAAAGAGGAGGAUAUGUUAAUAGACAACGAGGCCACUUUGGAACAUGAAGACUUCAGUGCUAAUCCUCAAGUAUCUCAUCUAGAAGAUGAAAUGAAAGAGGUGGGUGGAGCUUCAGAUAGAAUGCAAGUAGAAGACAGUGGAAGCAAGAUUGAUUUGAUUGAUGGUUUACCUACUACUGCGGAAUUCCAUGAAUAUGCUCAAGGUCCAUCUACUCCAGGACUACAAGAGCCAAACUUAUUUGGUACUCAGGCGGAUCAGGUCAUUAAUGAAGCCAAUUUUCAUAAUUCAGCAGAUUUGUUAUCAAUGGAGACAACACAAAAUGAAUCAUCUGCUCAUCAAACCGAGAACGAUGUAAUUGGUUGCUCCUUGCAAAAUAAUGAGAAGCAUGUUGGUGUAGAUUUGCAUCAUGAGGCCAGUGACUGUGUUCUGGCUGAAGUGGAUGACAAAAGAGAGGAACCAGAGCAUUUCAAACGCACAGAUCAAGAACAUGAGGCUAGUGACUGCGUUCUGGCUGAAGUGGAUGACAAAAGAGAGGAACCAGAGCAUCUCAAACGUACAGAACAAGAAAAUUUGAUACUUAAUGAUCAUUGCUUGGCAUCAGUACCCUUGAUGGAAUCCUCCAAUAAAGAUCACACGACCACCAUGUUACCAGAAUGUGCAAGUGGGUUGGUUGAUGCUUCUGGUAUACUUGAGAAAGUGGAAAACUUACAUGAUGGAGUUCUGAUGGACACUGAACCAGUUAUUGCUGCUUCAAACGAAACUGUUAAUGUAUUCUCUGGAGGUGUUGGUAUAAAUGAUACUAUUGUGUCUCCUAGUUGUUCUCAUGUUACAUCGGAACAAGACGGCCUCUCAUGUAAACUGUUACCUAACGUGGAUGGAUCUCAUGGUUACGAAUUUGAUGGUCAUUUGGUAGAUGAUAACACAUUAACAAAGCAUGAAGUUUCAAAUAGCAGUGAAAUUUCUAGGAAUGAGGAGCGACCCUGUGUGGUUGACGAGGCUCAAGUAUCCAAUAUUGUAAGUUCUCUAGAAUCAUCUGGUAGACCUGAAGUUGUUGACGUGGAAGCUCAGGCAUCUCGGGAACUGAAGGAAGCAGUUGUUUUAAACCAUGUAUCUCAUGAAGCCGAGCAGCCCACCGAGUCAUACCUUCGGCCAUGCACCUCCCAUAUAAACCAUCAUUCUCAGUUAUCUAUUGAAGGUGAAAAUUGUCAUGCAAUGGAUGUUUCAGAUCCUGCUUUGGGCAACCAUGAUACUGUAGAGCCAUCUGCAUGUGAAGGAAUGUUGGACUUGGAGCAAUCAGGCAUGCAAGCUGGGAGUCAGAUGAUAAGCAAUAAAACGGGAAGUUUAAACGAAUCUACUGCUUCUGACAUACCUGAGCCUGAAAAAAUGCUCUCAGCUUAUCAACAUGAUAAUGAGAUGAAUCAUUUGCUGCUGGAGUCUACUCCUGGAAAUCAGGGUAUAUCUGAAGGCAAUACAAAUGCUGCAGGGGUAACAUCAAUAUCUGGUAAAAAGCGCAGCUACACAGAAAGUACUCUAACAAUGCAGAGCAUGGAUUUAGUCGAAUCAUAUGGUGGGGCUCAAUCCAAAAGAACUGCCGAGUCCAUUCCUGAUGAUGAUGAUCUGUUGUCUUCAAUAUUAGUUGGUAGAAAAUCUUCAGCUUUCAAAAUUAAGCCAAGUCCAGCAGCCCGUGAAAAGCCAUCAACAAAGCGGCUUCGUUCUACACCACGCACUAGUACCGUGAAGAGGAAGGUGCUUAUGGAUGAUAUGAUGGUUUUACAUGGCGAUACAAUACGCCAACAGUUGACAAGUACUGAAGACAUACGUCGUGUAAGGAAAAAAGCUCCUUGCACACGCGAUGAGAUUUUAAUGAUCCAAAGACAGUUUUUGGAAGAUCAAAUUUUCCAUAAACCAAUAUUCACAGAUGUGUCUGCUGAUUUGACUAUUCUGCAAAACGAGACAUUAGAUCUGAGUCGAAUCAAGGUUUGUCACAAUGGUUUAGAUAGCCUUUCGCUUGAAAAAGGAAACGAUCAAGAGUCUUAUUCUAAAACGAAUGCUAAAACUCAUGGGGUGGAAGAACAUAAUGAGCCUAUGGCAGUCCAACCCCAAGAAAAUGCUGAAGAGUCCUAUUCUAAAACAAAUGCUGAAACUCAUGGGGUUGAAGCACAUAAUGAGCCUAUGGCUGUCCAACCCCAAGAAGAUGCUGAAGAGUCCUUUUCUAAAACAAAUGCUGAAAUUCAUGCGGUGGAAGCACAUAAUGAGCCUAUGGCAGUCCAACCCCAAGAAGAUGCUGAAGUGUCCUAUUCUAAAACAAAUGCUGAAAUUCAUGGAGUGGAAGCACAUAGUGAGCCUAUGACAGUCCAACCCCAAGAAGAUGCCGGAGAGUCCUAUUCUAAAACAAAUGCUGAAACUCAUGGGGUGGAAGCACAUAAUGAGCCUAUGGCAGUCCAACCCCAAGAAGAUGCCGAAGAGUCCUAUUCUAAAACAAAUGCUGAAACUCAUGGGGUGGAAGCACAUAAUGAGCCUAUAGCUGUCCAACCCCAAGAAGAUGCUGAAGAGUCCUUUUCUAAAACAAAUGCUGAAAUUCAUGGGGUGGAAGCGCAUAAUGAGCCUACUGCAAUCCAACCCCAAGAAGAUGCUGAAGCCCAACCUUCUGAGAUACCUGUUCCAUCCGAGUGUCAUCAGUCUGAAGUUGACUUCGGAUCUCAUAAUAAUAUUGAAGCUCACGGGCAUACAAAUAUUAUUUCUGAUGUAAGGGAGCUUGGCUGUUCCCAAACUGCUGAAAUGAACAAUGCUGGAAUAAAUUUCGAGAUAUCUUCAGCAGAGAAUUACUCUUUUGUUCCUGGGCAUGAAACUUUAUCCCUAACCGAAGUCUUCGAAAAUGAGCUUUGUAGGCCAAAUUUUUUUGAUGCAUCGCUGCCUCUCAUGGAUAAAACGGAUGAUCUUGUCGGUUCUAUCCAUACAGAUAUGUUGAGCAUUCCAACUUCCCAGAAAAUGGAUUCAUCUCCUAUGCUAGAGAAUGAGUUUGCGGAGGAUCAACAUGAUAGAAACAAUGCAGGUGCUACUGAAAUUGCAGAGAAUGCCAUGGAAAUUAGAACACAAGUUGAAACAGAUAGUUUGGAAGCUGAUCAUUUAUAUGCAUCCAUGGCUACUGGUUCUAAGGAAGCUAAUGAAUAUACUGACAACCAGGUUUUCUAUAACGGAGACCUACCUGUGGAGGAAAACGGGAACAACAUGCUAGGAGGCUUAAAUGAGGAUCAAAUUAUUUCUCCUGGCUUGGGAUGUGAUGACAAGGAUGCAAAGUCUGGUGGCUUAUUUAGUGAAAAUGUUGAGGUAGAUUGUUUACAUUCUGCAGCACUUAUAAACGAAAGUUCUCUGAAUGAUGAGGAAAACCCAGUCUGUCAAGAAGCUGCGUUACAAAAUACUAUGUAUCCUGAUGUCUCGGCUAUUAGGAGUCCUUUUGCAGAUCAGACUGAUGAAAACAAUAUGGGUGGCAUUGACACAGGAUUUUUGAAUGUUGGUGAUGAUGAAAUAAUUGAGGAUGAUGAUGAUGAUGCUGGUGGUUUUGCAUCGGGUGCUGAAGGAACCCACUUAGAAAACAGUGGGUGGUCUUCUCGAACCAGGGCUGUUGCCAAGUAUCUGCAGACGUUGUUUGAUAAGGAAGAACUACAUGGAAGGCAGAACCUGCAUCUUGACAAUAUAUUAGCUGGUAAAACCCGGAAGGAAGCGUCAAGGAUGUUUUUUGAAACACUGGUUCUCAAGACAAGGGAUUAUGUUCAUGUAGAACAGGCAAAACCUUUUGCCAAUAUAAACUUACAACCUCGAAAGAAGCUUAUGAAGACAAAUUUCUGAAAUAUCAUCUAGGAGUGGCUGAUAUAGAGGUAAGAUCCAUGAGGUGAUAGUUUGGUUCGAAUCUGCAGGGCUGGGAUAAUCUUUUCAACAUCACUCCCCCGUUUUAGUUAUGGAUUUUGAUUAAUAAUUUUUUGGAAAUAGAAUUUAGCCGUUUAGUUUUACUUCUUGAAUGGCUGGGGGUUGAAGUGGCUCGUGUAUCAUUUAAUCCUAUUGAUUAUUCUAGGUCUUAAUGUAUAUUAUUGUAAAAAAAAAAAUCAUCAUCUGUAGCUUUCUGGGUCUAAUUUUUAAUGUGUUUAAACCCAUCCCCCUCCAUGCAAGAAUACUGUUUUAUCUAGGCAUCUAGUAUCUUACUGAAAAUGCCUUGUAAUUUAUAUAAUUUAUAUAGCGGUCAGUGAACAAGGAUUGUCACUUCUGUACCUAUUGCAUCUGUAUAUCAUCUAACUGAGUUUAUUAUCCUUUUAUUUAAGAGUAUGUUGAAGUC